Molecule: messenger RNA, 339 nt
Organism: Phytophthora nicotianae INRA-310
Lineage: Eukaryota; Oomycota; Peronosporomycetes; Peronosporales; Peronosporaceae
Exons: 2
Coding region: 1-339 (112 amino acids)
Source: RefSeq, a predicted model, not a curated record
AUGGUGCGCGACGAGUGCUCGCAGAUUGUCCAUGUGGACGGAUCUAGCGAUGACGAGUACUCAUGGGUCCACCACGAGGAGUCAACGGAUGAUGGCGAAGGCUCAGAGGCAACCAGGAGAAAAUAUAAAAACUGGACAGCCAAGCCUGAAUUUCGGACAAAAUGCAGUCUGUCCGCUGCGAGGGACAGGAACAUUGUCGGCGCUCGCAGUGAUAGCGAUGGUCAGAGGGCUCAUUUAAAAAUCCGGGGAGAAGCAGGUCGAGCACCAUGGAGGAGACUGUGGGGCCGAAGACUGCCGGGCGCAGCAAAGGGCUGGGUGCGAAAGAGGGACCGGACGUGA